This is a messenger RNA of Anopheles coluzzii, 3826 nucleotides long. RefSeq lists its product as uncharacterized. The record is from RefSeq and is a predicted model, not a curated record. Gene Ontology annotation, molecular function: protein dimerization activity; DNA-binding transcription factor activity. Bases 1009 to 2307 code for a protein of 432 amino acids. NCBI's taxonomy places the organism in Eukaryota, Metazoa, Arthropoda, Insecta, Diptera, Culicidae. The transcript is spliced from 2 exons.
UGCUUUCGUGUCGGCCGGUAGCAAACGCAGGAGCGUUCGUGGUCGUACAAGAUCGAAAAACAGAGCGUACGUGCAGUAAUGUUUGUUAGGAUUGUUUCGUUUGUGCUACAAUAGUGAACCAUUCUGAUCGUGUGUUGGCCGUGAAGUAUACAGGCAAUAGCUCAACUCUCAAACCAACAUAUUAUAAAAAUUGUUCCGCUGACACACGCUGGAAGGAGUGUGCUUAAAAGUUUGGCCUUUUAUCUGUGUUUAAAAAGGUGAUCGUUAUUGGAUCGAGAGAAAAAACGAAGGAGUUGUAGGAGUGAUUGAUUUACAUGCAGAGUGUGUGCCAAAUAGUCAUUUGAACGAAAGUUAAGAAUAGUUAACGGAUUAAUAACCGGACUAACCGGGUGAAAGGAUAUCCACGGAUAACAAAAAGAAGAAGUAAAAAACAACCUUAGAUGCCUUUUUAUGGGCAAAAGCAAAAGCUAACCAAUUGAACGUGUGAAUCAUCAUCAUUGUCGACAGAAUGUUGAUGGGUUUGUUAUUUGACGUUCGUGAGUGAGAGUGUAUUUGUAAGCAAAAUACGUUAUACUGGGUGCGUUUGAUACGUCCGGAAGAAAUUGGGAGUAAAGAAUCAGUUCCACAGGGUUUGAAACCUGUUCUCUGUGUGUGAAUGCGUGAUGCAAGAAAAAUAAACCGCAAACCUUCGAAAGUAGAGGGAGAAGAGAUAAAAAUAAAGCAGGUGAUAAGCAAACAACGACAGAUAGCUGGUAAAGGAAAAAUCUAUCGACGUCAACGCAACCAACAUCGACGCUAUCGCCCUGCCCAAGUGCUGUGACAUAAGGUAAUUGCACAGGGAAAAACGCACCGCAAAAAGUGUUUGGAAGAUAGUGACGAAAACUGCAAAAAAAAAAAACCAGCAGCAAGAAAAGUGCAUCGGUGCAACAUUGUAGUGCGUGAACAUAAUCGGAGUAAUAACAAAAACGAACAGUCCCACGCCCGCUGACAUCCUGCUUUACAGUUCAAAUGUGGUCCGAGGCAAUGAGCACAUUGGCCAAAAUGUAUCCAAAGCUUAGUGCAGUUGAGCUGUCAGCGAUCCUCAUGAAAGGAGCUGCCAUGUCUGCAUCAUUGGAGAGAGACUCUGGAUUCAACUCGGGCAGUUCGGAACACGAGGACGACCUGAAGUCGCUCGAUCAGAGCUCACGCGAUGGUUUAAUUAGCCCCGAAAACAGCUCCGAAGAUUCGGUACCGGAAUCAAAACUGUCAAGCACCGGCGUUGUCGUAACGGCACAGGCCUCCUCAUUGGUAAAGAACAAGCGCAAAAGCACGGAACCGUUGCGCGUAGUGGCUGAGACCGAGCUAUUAGCACCACUCAAAAAACGGAUCCGUUUCGAUGACGAACGGAAGCACGUGGAAGAGCUGCAACAAGAGCAGCAUCAUCGCUCUCAUCAUCAUCAGCAUCCGCAGGAUCGAGAUGAGCUGGAUACAAGCUCACCCGCUCCUUCAUGCCGCACCGCAAGCAGCCCAUUUCGUCCGUGGGCUCCCUCCGCGAUGACAUUGGAGGGAGGGCCAAUUUCACAUCCCGUGCCGUUUGCAUCUCCGUUUCCCAAUCCGGCCGAUCUGCUCGUACGUCAUCCGGCGGUCACGACACUACACCGUGCAGUCAGUAUCAAGCCGCUCGAGCAGCUGCAACCACUGGCCCUGGUGGCUAAGAAGAGCUCAGCCUCCUCCUCUUCAUCAACCUCCUCCUCGAACGUCGCCAAGAAUCAAUCCUCCCGACCGAGCCCACGGUCUGCCUCUCGUUCGCCGCAGCGCACGCCCGACUGGAAGGAGCUGCAGGAGCAACAUGCACACCUUCACCAUAGUCACGCAUCCUCGGGACCGCUGUUCGUGCAGCCCCGUGCUCCACCGUCCCUCGACGGCACGAACGAUUCGAUCACGGAUCACGAGUCAACGGUUGCUUCCGGCGGACACGGUGGCAAAUCCUCGUCCGGCUCGGGUGGAGCCAUUUCGCAAACGCGCAACUACAAAAACAUGACGCGCGAAAGGCGAAUCGAAGCGAAUGCGCGAGAGCGAACCCGCGUGCACACGAUUUCCGCCGCGUACGAGAAGCUGCGGCGAGCCAUCCCAGCCUACUCCAAUGCCCAGAAGCUGUCAAAGCUGUCGAUCCUGCGCAUCGCCUGCUCCUACAUACUGACGCUGAGCCGGAUGGCCGGGGAGGAUUACAGCGAGGACGGCUCCGAACCGUCGAUCGCUGAGUGUGUGGAGAUGGUGACAAAAACAAUUCAAACAGAGGGUAAGAUAAGGAAGAAAAAGGACGAAUGAGUGAGGUCGCUGUUGGAUCGAUGGCGAGGUGUGAUUUAUCUAGUGCAAAGCAUUAGAUUAGUCGUCGUCCGUUGUUGCUGACUGAAGGAUGGCACCUAAUAUGCAGCAGCGGCAUCGGUGUGCGUUAGGAUUACUUGUGCGCAUUUGCGGUGCAAUCGGCGCUCCCCUCGAUGUGGGUCAAACUCUCAGGUUGGAUAAAGAUCGUCAAUUUCGCUUUAGCAUAGAUGGCGCUUUUAAGAUUUUACGUUCUCCUUCUCAGUGUAUUGAACUUAAAUGUUAGCUCCCGCCAUAUUUAUUAAACAAUUUUUCCCCUUUGAAACCAUUGAGAAUCAUUUUUCUUUUUUUUUAAAAAUUCAUCAACUUGUGUAUCGAGGUGUGCGGAAAACUAAAUAACGAAGUACAAAUGUAGUCUUGGAAACUCAAAUACGCUGUUUCGUAAGAAAAGGUGCCACAGUUUUACUUAAACAUUACUAAUGACAAUAAACAAACGCAGGGAAAGGGAAGAAGGUUAGCGCAGGCAACAGUACAAGCGAACGGUGGUACAUGUCUUAAAAAAAGAAAAAUUAACAAAAAAGCUAUCGAAACCAAACCACGCACAUCCUGCAGCAUUCGGAUGGCGGCCAAACGUACAAGUGCCAUAAAAUGUAGCAACGCGAAAGUGAGAAAAAGGUUGUUAUAAUGUUAGGGCACACCAGUGUUCCUUGGAGGGAGCAGUUGUAGAGAAGCUGCAAAGCAUAGAAAGGAAGGUAAAGGCUUACAAACACCAGCCGCCCCCCCGGAACCGCGUUCCUAGGAGUGCUGACCCCAUCGUUGACGCGGGGUUUAAGUCGGCAGACUGAACGUACAAGCACAGUGCAGUGUCAUAUUUUAUGUUAGCUUAGCGCCGUGACCGAAAAUAAAGUAGUCCAGAAACGCCCCGUUUAGCGUCUCAGUCAUUAUUAUCAGCGUUAGCGGUUGAAGGUGCAGCACCUCGGUCUCGUUGCUCCAUUUAAGAAGGGGCCGGGGGAGAAAGUUUUGGUUGCGAAAAGUCUCAUCCAAAACAUUGGUGGUUUUGUGUUUGUCAUUUGGCAUUUCCCUACUCAUAAGCACAGUCAUAUUAAGUCGUACGUGGGUCUUCUACUGUGAAAGAUGAUCUGCUGUGAGUCAGUCAUGGGUGGUGUUGUGUGAGCCAAGGGCUCGGCCAGCAGGUUUGCGCUUAGUUGGAGGAGAGCAACAAAAAUAAAACAAGAAAAAAGGAAAGCAAGGCAAGACUACCUGAUUUGUACAUGUACAUAGGAAUAUAUUUGCGUACGUUUUAGAAACACACAAGCAUCGGUUCAAACGGUAUCAACAAGGUUACUAAGCGACACUCGUUAGAUAAGAAUACGUAUAAGCAUAUUGUUUUGUAAUACUUACAAGUAAGUAGUACCUUAGACAGUUAAGGUUAAACUAUAUACAAAUAUUGUGAUCGGAGGUGAGGUGAAAUCGAAAUGAUGAUCUAAGAAGCAACUACAAGUUUGUGAAACACUGAUAAAGAAAA